GGGUGUGUUGGUUGUGUUACGGAGUAUAUAGUCUGGCAGUUGCUCCCAGGUUCCACGAAAGCCCAUUGCUGGAACCUGCAAAGAAAGCAAAGCUCCACUGAGUGCCAACCAACACCACCAACAUGAUUGUCGCAGACCUCAUCGCGGUCAUUCUCCGCCUCGCGGAGUUAGUCUUUGCAGCCAUCAUAGCGGGCCUCAACGGGGAAUACCUACGCGCCGUCCGGAAUGCCGACUCGUUGCAGCUCGCGCGCCAAAUCUACGCCGAAAUUGUUGCGUGCUUCUCGAUCUUGUUCGCCAUCAUCUGGCUGGUCCCCUCCACCAGCAUCUUCGUCCAGUGGCCGGCCGACCUUUUCUUCAGCCUGAUAUGGUUCAUCGCCUUCGGGCUGCUUGUUGACUGGCUGGGUGACAGUUGUGGCUACGUUUUCGACUGGCGCGAGAUUUCCUUUGGCGGAGCCGCCUCGUGCUCGCAGUGGAAAGCCACCAUUGCCUUUUGUUUUCUGAGCGCAAUCUGCUGGCUCAUGAGCGGCAUUCUAGGGACUAACUGGGUCCGCCGCCGUAUAACCCCGGGCAACAGCGGCCACAACGGUCGUCGCCCUCGGAACCGUUAUUAGCGGGUUUGGGCGGCUAGUCACCGAUAUCCAAAAUCCUACGCCUUCGGCGUUAUCCGGCCCAAAUACGAUACCCUACUGCCCCAAUUGUAUAUAAUACCCGAUGUCUCCCGGUUGGGUGAGCCUCGUCUCGGACUCGGUUUAGACAUAAAAGGCCGUUUGAGAAUGCUUCCUCGGUAUCUGCAUAAAACAUGGU
This is a messenger RNA of Chaetomium fimeti, 804 nucleotides long. RefSeq names its product membrane-associating domain-containing protein. Lineage: Eukaryota; Fungi; Ascomycota; Sordariomycetes; Sordariales; Chaetomiaceae. The coding region runs from base 123 to 611 and encodes 162 amino acids. Gene Ontology annotation, cellular component: membrane. The record is from RefSeq and is a predicted model, not a curated record. The transcript has 5 exons.